UCACAGUGUUUAUCCGGAAAUGAAAGCUUGCUCCUACAGCUGCACUCGAGAAACGCAAUUAGCCGAUUUUCUACUGUUUUUACACUAAUGAAAUGAAUUGUUACCCUAUAAUUUGAGACAAACCGUCACGAAAGAUUAUGUACAGCGGGCUUCUACCUAAUGAUUUAACAGAGGACGACCUUAGUCCAGAUGACGAAGAGGAUAAGCAGGAGAAUGAUGCUGAGGAGAAGACGAAACAAAGUGAAACGCGCUUGAUAUCUAGUGAAAAGUUAAGCUCUGCCGGGGAAAACACAGACACAGUGAUAGAAACUCAGUCGAGCCACACUGCCAGUGAUGCAGACAGUGAAUUCCCGACAUGCGGUAUGCCUGGUAUUUCCCAGGAAAUGUGGCAAAAAUUCCAAGAUCUGCGGAAGAAAAAUGAUGAAAUGAAGUCAAUGAAAGUUCCUAGAAGAAGGAAAAGAAGGCGACACGUGAAAGAACAAGAAUGCAGAAACCCCACAGGGACAAGAGAACAUCAGGGUAAACAGAAGAAGCACUGGGAUGAGCUUGAACAGUAUUUUGGUGUUAAUGAUCGGUUUGAUCCCCCUACAUGUUCCAAACCCUGUGCACAGUCCGGCCUAGAAAAGAGCAUAGAGAAGGCCAUAGCUGAAGGGGACAUUGCAAAGGCGGAGGAGAUGAGCGACAGACUCGCCACACGAGAGCUGGCCGUGAAAAUCACCCAAGCCGCUGAUUGCCGUGACUUUGUGAAACGCAAACAGGAAGAGGACGCUUUGAGGGCAGCGAGAAAAAGGAAGAAGCAAAUACCCUGGGGGUUUGAGGCGAAAAGACGAUGGGAAACCAAAAGCAACAUGGGUUACAUGUGACACGUGAAGGAAACCCAGCUCGUGGAGGCUGUUUUGAUAAUGCUCCCGUUUUUGUUUUUUUCCACCAUGGACUGAUCCUCUUUCUGUUCAUUCACUUUGUAUAUUUUGAAGACUUCACACCAGCAGAAUGUGAGGAGGAGAAAGUCACACUGUUGGCUGAGGAAGAGCCCAAUCCACACAGUGUAAGGGAGAAAAAACGAUGGCGCAUUCAAAUUAAUUCCCGAGGCGCCCAUUGGUGUCUGCAUUGUGUUAUUUUUCAUUACAUUUCAGUGAUUUGAGCUUUUUGGCCUUUUUUCCCUCCAAAUUAAAUCUGGUGUACAUUA
Molecule: messenger RNA, 1186 nt
Organism: Betta splendens (Siamese fighting fish)
Lineage: Eukaryota; Metazoa; Chordata; Actinopteri; Anabantiformes; Osphronemidae
Gene: fam204a
Product: family with sequence similarity 204 member A
Exons: 7
Coding region: 138-863 (241 amino acids)
Source: RefSeq, a predicted model, not a curated record